Molecule: messenger RNA, 4296 nt
Organism: Megalobrama amblycephala (Wuchang bream)
Lineage: Eukaryota; Metazoa; Chordata; Actinopteri; Cypriniformes; Xenocyprididae
Product: NACHT, LRR and PYD domains-containing protein 12-like
Exons: 9
Coding region: 301-3651 (1116 amino acids)
Molecular function (GO): protein binding
Source: RefSeq, a predicted model, not a curated record
GUUAUUAUCUCUCUUCUGACUGCCUUAAUAGCAUGCAUUUUUCUUUUUCAAAACAUUGUUUGUUUGUUUUUUUCCCCCUGACCUGCUUCAUGAAACUCCUCCUUGAAUUCUGAAUAAAGAUGCUGUAACAGGUAGAACAGUUAAAACUGAAAGCAAAAACCCAGCUUUUCAUUUGCGAGGAAAGAGGCUGAAAAAUCAACGUUGACCCGCAGGAUAUUUUUUAGUGAAUGAAAAACAGCAAAGCUUACAUCUAAAACUAAUCUCUAUGAGAGGCUGGAGGAUGAGGACACUGCCUCUAAAAUGAGUCUGAAUGAGGAGAUGGAAGUGAGGGGCACUGCAGCUUCUCCAGAACCCAGCUGUGUGUCUAUAAAGAGUGACACAUUAAUAGCUGAGCCUCCUAAUUUCAUUGAUGAAGCAGUGACCUCUGACCCCAGGCUAAAGAAUCAAAAAGCAGUAUCUCCAGAACCCAGCUGUGCGUCUAUGAAGAGUAACACAUCUAUAAUUAUGCCACCUAAUAUCACUGAUGAAGCAGUGACCUCUGACCCCAGGCUAAAGAAUCACAAAGCAGCAUCUCCAGAACCCAGCUGUGUGUCUAUGAAGAGUAACACAUCUAUAGGUAUUCCUCCUAAUAUCACUGAUGAAGCAGUGAUCUCUGACCCCAGCAGUGAGAGUGAGGAUAUGAUCCAGGUUCAGUCUAGAUGUGGAGUUUGUGAGCAGGUUCUGAGAGAUCCGGUCUCUGUCACUUGUGGACACAGUUUCUGUAGACACUGCAUCAGUUUCUACUGGGAUCAGUCUAGACAAUCAGAAGACUUUGACUGUCCUCCAUGCAGAAAGAGUUCCAGAACACGUCCUGAUCUACAGGCACACAUAGUCAUGAGAGGAUCCAGCUCUGCUCAUGAUUACACACAAGCAACCCUGCAGGAGAUCGGAGACCUGCAUAAACCAGUGAAUAAUGAGCAACAGAGAGUCAAAGACCAACACAAAACCAGCAUGAAGAUAAAGUAUGAGAGAUUAUUUGAGGGAACCAAAUUCCAUGGGAAUGAAACCCUUCUGAACAGGAUCUACACACAACUCUACAUCAUAGAAGGAGAGAGAGAAGGAGUGAAUGAAGAACAUGAGGUUUUACAGAUGGAGAACACAGCCAGAACAAAAUACUCAAAAGACACUCCAGUCUGCUGCAAUGACAUCUUUAAAGCCUCACCUGAACCAGGAUGUGAGGAGAAAGACCAAAUCAAGACUGUUCUUACUAAAGGCAUCGCUGGAAUUGGAAAAACCGUCUCUGUGCAGAAGUUCAUUCUGGACUGGGCCGAGGGAAAAGCCAAUCAGGAUGUAGAUUUCAUGUUUGUGCUUCCAUUUCGAGAGCUGAACUUGAUCCGAGAUCAUCAGUACAGUCUUCACAGACUUCUACUGGACCUUCAUCCUGAACUUCAAGAUCUGGACUCAAAGAUUUAUGAGGAGUGUAAAGUUGUGUUCAUCUUUGAUGGUCUGGAUGAAAGCAGAAUGACACUGAUGUUUUCAGAUGCUCAGAAAGUUUCUGAUGUGACUGAGACUUCAUCAGUGGGUGUGUUGAUGUCAAACCUCAUGAAAGGAGAACUGCUUCCCUCUGCUCUCAUCUGGCUCACCUCCAGACCAGCAGCAGCCAAUCAGAUUCCCUCCAAAUACAUCAACCGUCUGACAGAAAUUCAGGGAUUCAAUGAGCCUCAGAAGGAGGAAUAUUUCAGGAAGAGAAUCAGUGAUGAGCAUCAAGCCAGCAGAAUCAUCUCACACAUCAGAAGAGCAAGAAGCCUCCACAUCAUGUGCCACAUACCCGUCUUCUGCUGGAUCUCAUCCACUGUGCUUCAAAAGCUCAUGAAAGAAGAUCUGAGUGCAGAAAUCCCUCAAACUCUAACUGAAAUGUACAUCCACUUUCUGCUGAUUCAGAUCAACAUGAGGAAUCAGAAGUAUGAAGAGAGAGAUCCAGAGAAACUCCUGCAGUCCAACAGAGACAUGAUUGUGAAACUUGCUGAAGUAGCUUUCAAACAGCUGAUGAAGGGCAAUGUGAUGUUCUAUGAGGAGGACCUGAGAGAUAGUGGCAUAGAUGUCACUGACGCCUCAGUGUAUUCUGGGAUAUGUACUGAGAUCUUUAAGGAGGAAUCUCUAAUUCAUCAGAGGAAAGUCUACAGCUUUAUUCAUCUGAGCGUUCAGGAGUUUCUUGCUGCUUUUUACGCCUUUUACCAUUAUGUAAUGAAAAAUGUUGACACAUUGCAGUUUAUUGAUGUAGUGCAUAAUCUGCUUAAAGGUGCAGUAGAUAAAGCCCUUGAGAGUGAGAAUGGACAGCUGGAUCUGUUCCUGCGGUUCCUGCUGGGAGUCUCAUUGGAGUCCAAUCAGAGACUCUUACAGGAUCUACUGACACACACAGAGAACAGCUCAGAGAGCAUCAGGAGAACCACACAGUACAUUAAAGACAAGAUCAAAGAUGGACAUGGACUCUCCACUGAAAGAUCCAUCAAUCUGUUCCUCUGUCUGCUGGAAGUCAAAGAUCAGACUCUGUCCAGAGAGAUUCAGGAGUUUGUGAAAUCAGACAAACACUCAGAGAAGAAACUCUCUCCUGCUCACUGUUCAACAAUCGCCUACAUGCUUCAGAUGUCAGAGGAGGUGCUGGAUGAGCUGGACCUCAAGAAAUACAAUACAUCAGAUAAAGGUAGAAAAAGACUUAUACCAGCUGUGAUCAACUGCAGAAAAGCCACCCUUGCUGGCUGUAAUCUCACUGGUCAGUCCUGUGAAAUUGUGUCAUCAGCUCUACAAUCCUCAAACUCUGUCCUGAGAGAGCUGGAUCUGAGUAACAAUGACCUGCAGGAUUCAGGAGUGAAGCUGCUCUCUGAUGGACUGAAGAGUCCAAACUGUCAGCUGGAGAUACUGAGGUUGUCUGGCUGUAUGGUGACAGAGGAAGGCUGUGGUUAUGUGUCUUUAGCUCUGAGUUUAAACCCCUCACACCUGAGAGAGUUGGAUCUGAGCUACAAUCACCCAGGAGAAUCAGGAGUCCAGCUGCUCUCUGACAAACUCAACCAUCCAAAUUAUAAAAUGCAGAUACUCAAUUUGGAUCAUGGAGAACAUUUCAGAAUCACACCAGGACUAAGAAAAUAUGCCUGUGAUCUCACACUAGAUCCAAAUACAGUCAACAAUCAACUCAUGCUGUCUGAGGGGAACAGGAAGGUGACACAUAUGAAAGAGCAGCAGUCGUAUCCUGAUCAUCCAGAGAGGUUUGAUACAUACCCUCAGGUUCUUUGCAGAGAGAGUCUGGCUGGACGCUGUUACUGGGAGGCUGAAUGGAGUGGGAGAGUUACUGGAUUAGCUGUGACAUAUAAAGGAAUCAGCAGGAAAGGAGUGAGUGACUGUGUAUUUGGAUGGAAUGACAAAUCCUGGAGUCUCUUCUGCUCUGAUAACAGUUACAUUGUUUGUCACAAUAAUGACAGAACUGAUUUAAUUGCUCCUUCACCCUCCUCUACUAGAGUAGGAGUGUAUGUGGACGUGUCGGCCGGCACUCUGUCCUUCUACAGUGUCUCUGACACACACACACUCACACACUUACACACAUACAACACCACAUUCAAUGAACCCCUCUAUGCUGGAUUUAGGGUUUAUGAUGCUUCAGUGUCUUUGAGAAAUAUCUGAACCAUCACAAACAGUCUCUUUUUCAAGCAUUCACAAACUUUCUUGCAUAAAACAACUCACACAGCUGAAUGGUGAAAUGUAAUUUGUGUUCAUACAGAGGUGUCAUAUGGUAUUUGCAUAAAUAAUGAUUGUUCUUGAACAGGUUUCCCCAAACAUGUCGCGGUCUGUCAUUGGUCAGUAAUCAAUCGUGUCAGUAAAUGAUGUUUUUUUUAACAAAGUUCGGGUGGAGCACAUUCAGAUAAUCUAACCAAUCAGCGCGAGAGGAGGCAUAUAUAUAUAUAGCAAACUCACCUUGGUUCCACUGCAGAUUUUUCCAGCAUCCCUCCUUCACCCAACUCUUCACUCUUGAUUAUUCUGAGGUCCAAGAUCUGAGCCCUCUCCCCGAACAGCAUGCCAAAUAUGCAUAACCUUAUAUAAUUAAAUGUAAUUGUGAACUAGUGAAACAUUGUUUUUUUUCUCUCUGUCUACUGUUUUAGUUGUUACAGCUCAGGAAAGUCAUCAGUGGAUUUUGAAACAUUGCAUUGUCAUGCUAAUUAUUACUCAAAAGUAGUAAUUUUAACAUUGUAUAACCAGAGUUUAAGUCCUAUCAUUGUACUUUGGCAAGCUGUUGUCUGUUUGUUUGUACAUAUUAAAUAAACAAGGUUU